AUGGAGACACGAUUCACUAGAAGAAGACCCAUGCGAUCGCUCGAGGAGGGAGCCCCUACUGGAGCUGGUCCUGGAACGGGGGACAGAGCGAGCGGCCAGCGUCUGGAGGAUGACGAGGUGCAAGAGCGGCCCUCCAGGCAACGGGCUCAGCCCGUAAACUAUACGCAAUACAGACAAGGCAGCGAUAGACAUCACCCAGGCAAUGCUGCACCUGCUAACGAUGCUGCAACUGACCGCCGUCAGUCGCUCACUUUGGCAGGCCGCCCACGGCAGCGGAUCAUGUGGACGAGAGAGAUGAACAUGUACGUGAUUCGUUGCCACUACGUUUGCACGAGAUUGGAGACGGAUAUGUCUGGCAGGUCUAGAAUGCUGGACAUGUUCAAUGAGCGGUUCCCACGAUAUGCCAACCAGCUUGAUCGAAACAAGCUGUACACCCGACGACGAGCAAUACUGACGAAUAAUAUGCUCACAGCCGCCGAGUUGGACACAAUCAAGCUGGAAGUGCAGAGGGAACUUUGGAGUACAGGGAACAGAUCGAGCGAUAUGUCGAGAAAGAGUUCUGUUGGGCUGGAUCUAACCGUAGACAUGCCAGUAGAGGAGCCAGCAGAAGAGCUGGCUACUCCAGAACCAACAGUGAGCCUGGAACAACAGCUACGAGACGAACUAGCUUUCCAUAUGGAUGCGGCGGUUACACAGUUUCGGGGAACGGAUCCCUUAUCCCGACACAGGAUACCAAAGCUUCAGUAUACCUACCGGCUGACGAAUGCAGUAAGCAUCCUUAACCGGGAUAUUCUGUCACAGUAUUCGGAAGUCGUGCAGAACCUAGAGGAACUGCAGUGCAUGGUGUAUUGUGCAGCUGUAGCCGUCGUGAGAACGCUGGGAUUGUGCACCUACCCCCAAGGUAACGACGAAAGUCGCACUCGCCCCAGCAAACAAAAGCCUGCAUGGAUGCGACGAUUGGAAUCCCGAGUUGCAUCACUACGGGCAAAAAUUGGUCGGUUAACGCAAUACACCAGGAGGAACCGAUCAAGAAGGCUGGUCCGUCAAGUAGCUGAAAUUGUUAAGCCCGCAGAGCUCCGUGAUCUUAGUGAACCCAACCUCACAGAGAUCCUCGACACCCACGUACAGCGGUUAAGUGCUCUUGCUAAACGGAUGCGACGUUAUAGUGAAUGUUCGAAGCGGAAAGAACAAAAUCGGAUGUUCAGGACUAACGAACGAGAGUUCUACAAUCACAUUCAGAACAGAAAUCCGGACUACAGCGAGGGACUCCCUGAGAUUGGCGAAGUAACACAGUUUUGGGCCAAUUUAUGGGAGAACCCCGCUCAACACAAUAACAACGGGAUGUGGUUGGUAGAAGAAGAGGAGUACAGUGGUGGAAUUGAACGCAUGCCCGUUGUAGCAGUUUCCGCCCAAGAUAUUCGUGAGGCUACACGGUAUACCAGGAACUGGGCAGCACCAGGACCUGAUUUUGUGCACAAUUUCUGGUAUAAAAAGUUCUCCACAGUCCAUGGGCGCAUAGCGGAUUGUUUCAACAGGGUGCUGAGAGAUCCCCAAGAGCUCCCUGAAUUCAUCACUAAAGGGGUAACUUAUCUUCUACCCAAGGACCGUAAUACAGCUGACCCAGCCAAGUACAGGCCAAUAACCUGUUUGUCAAGCUUGUACAAAGUGCUCUCGUCGGUAAUUACAAGAAAAAUACAGGACCAUUGCGACGCCAACCAGGUGAUGACCGAAGAACAGAAAGGCUGCCGGAAAAACACGCAAGGCUGCAAAGACCAAGUCAUCAUUGAUGCAGUUAUUGUUGGUCAGGCAAGCCGGAAACAGAGAAACCUUGGCAUGGCGUACAUCGACUAUAAGAAGGCAUACGACCCGGUACCCCAUCCGUACCUCAUCAAGGUACUUGAGUUGUAUAAAAUAGACGAUGGCGUCAUCAGGUUGAUGAUCGAUAAAUGUCGACUAGUCAACCUCCAUCGAGGUAAAGUGGUGGACGCCGACAGUUUCCGCAUCAACGAGAGAGAGGAGAUACGAUGUAUGGUUGAAGGUGAAUCGUACAAGUACCUUGGAUUCCUGCAACUAAAAGGUAUUCACCACACGGUGAUCAAGAAAGAGCUGCAGGGUAGGUUCUUGCAUCGUGUCAACAGUAUAUUGAAUUCGCUCCUCUCCGCCGGCAACAAGAUAAAGGCGAUAAAUACGUUUGCCGUGCCCUUGUUGACAUACAGCUUCGGGGUGGUCAAGUGGACCAAAACGGAUUUGGAGGCGAUAGAACGAGCGAUACGAGUGUCGCUCACCAAAUACCGUUCGCACCACCCAAAAUCAGCAACCGAAAGAGUCACCUUGCCACGUAUUGAAGGCGGAAUUGGUGUCACCGAUAUCCAAGCGCUAUGCGUUUCCCAGAUCCAGCAGUUGCGACAAUAUUUCAGAGAGAGCCAGAACCGUCAUGAUAUUUAUCGCACUGUUUGUCGAGCAGAUCAUGGAUUCAGCGCCCUGCAUCUGGCGCAGGAGGAAUAUCAGCUGAACUGCGACCUGAAAACUGUAGAAGAGAAGGUCGCAUCGUGGAAGCAGAAGGAAUUGCAUGGGACGCACCCCCAUUAG
Wyeomyia smithii (pitcher-plant mosquito) is the source of this 2589-nucleotide messenger RNA. RefSeq lists its product as uncharacterized. The transcript has a single exon. The coding region runs from base 1 to 2589 and encodes 862 amino acids. NCBI's taxonomy places the organism in Eukaryota, Metazoa, Arthropoda, Insecta, Diptera, Culicidae. The record is from RefSeq and is a predicted model, not a curated record.